Molecule: messenger RNA, 1122 nt
Organism: Dreissena polymorpha
Lineage: Eukaryota; Metazoa; Mollusca; Bivalvia; Myida; Dreissenidae
Product: fibrinogen-like protein 1
Exons: 4
Coding region: 113-658 (181 amino acids)
Source: RefSeq, a predicted model, not a curated record
CACUUUUGCUAGAUGUGUAUCAAACACCUAUCCCAAACUGCUAUUCUACUUCCUAUUUGGUUGGUUGAAAUUUUCACAAGCAAGCUCGUCAGUCUCAUUUGCUGAACGCCAGAUGAUCAUACCAACACGCUGUUCGCUCAACAUGGUCCGCCAGUUCAUGUGUAUAUCGCUAUGUGCGCUCAUGGUGGUCGGUGCACGUGGUGGAAGUAAGAGGCCGGCCGGAAGUGUGGCGUUCGAACAGCCGACGGCGGAUGUGGAACCGUUCAGUGACGUCACCGUUCUCAACGACGCGGACUUCACAAAAUAUCAAGACUGUGAUGAAAUCCUCGCUUCCGGUUCCUACAAGGAGGCGGGGGCGUACCGGAUCUACCUUAACCAGUCGGAACCCAUCGUGGUUUUCUGCUCAUUCGAAUCUGGAGCCGCCAGCUAUGGGAUACUGGUGCAGAAGUUCGGCACGGUGAGCUUCGUACAGAACUUUUAUAACUACGAGCGAGGCUUUGGGAACAUCGCGACAGGGGACGGCUGGUUGGGGCUGGCGAAUAUCAAAGCGCUGACAGACGCAGGUUACAACACGCUCACGGUUACGAUGCAAGACUGCAACCUAAACGUCAGAACCAUCGUCUACCGCCACUUCUCGCUGGGACCCGCCUCUUCGUGAUACACCCUCUACAUCAACAGCUACGCUUCUGGUAACGUACUUCCGGAUGACUUCUCUUUCAACAACGGCAUGUCUUUCGCUACCAUAGACGCACCGGAUGCGCACAGCUGCGCGCUGAGCAUUCGCGGUGGCUGGUGGUACAACUACUGCACGUACACGCUCCCCACUUGAAGAUACUACCAGCCGUUCGGGUCCUACACUCCGCCCGUAUCUAUGUACGACGGUCUGUUCUACAAAGACUGGUACGGCUUCGGCUACUCGCUCAAGUACUUCAGCAUGACUCUGUCCAGUUUCUAGGCGACCGAUUUCAGUAUCCUGUCAGCAAUUUCCUCCUGUGUUGAUAUCGUCUGCAUUUCCCAAUGUUAUAGUUAUCGUUAGGGUAGCUAUCAAUACACAUUAUUUACAGAUCGUUGGGUAUUUGUAUUCAUGCUUCAUCUUUUAUGCUCAAGUAAUCUUAUGACAAG